This is a messenger RNA of Colletotrichum siamense, 1272 nucleotides long. RefSeq lists its product as uncharacterized. The transcript is spliced from 2 exons. Lineage: Eukaryota; Fungi; Ascomycota; Sordariomycetes; Glomerellales; Glomerellaceae. The coding region runs from base 1 to 1272 and encodes 423 amino acids. The record is from RefSeq and is a predicted model, not a curated record.
AUGUGGGAGGAGUUUCUGGUGGACUACUUGACCACCGUCGCAGAGAGGGCGCACGCGUGGACGCUGGCGCGGUUGGACGAGCUCAGGGAGGUGCAGUGGGCGAGGCUACAGGGUAUAGUAUCAAUGCCCAUACAGACGUUGAUGCCCAUGCAGUUGGAGAUCCUGGACAAGGUGCACGAUCUCACGGAACUCACGAACAAGGUGGACACGCGCAUCAUGCUACCGCUGCCCGGGUUCCGGCUGCAGACGCUCACGGCGGCCAUCCCGCGGAUACGCGACAACUGGGAGGGGUACCAGGGGGGAACGCCCAUGACGGCGUUCCCGUACAACAUGCGGUUCCGCUCGAAGGUGUACGCGUUGCGGUGCAAGUGGCUCACGAACCAGGUGAUGGUGCUCUACACCAUGCGGAAGGGCGCAGACGUGAGGCAACGCGGGGAUCCGGUGCGAAGCGAGGAGACGAGCCGGCUGCAGGCGCAUGCGUACGAGAUGGCCAGGCGGGAGUUGCGCGGGCCGCCGCCGGCUGUUUUCGGUGACGAGCCUUGGAUAUGUGAGGUGAAGAACAUGAUGAACCUGGCGAAUCAGUCCCUUCGGACGUGGGGGUUCGUGGGGUAUCGCAUCUGCUACGAACACUCUGACGAGGAGUGGAAAGCUUUCCUGGAGAAGUUCAAGAGCGACGUGACGGCUUGGGGGGAUGGGGUGAGUGGUGCUGGUGACGUGAAGCCAUUGUGCAAGGUGCGGUGGCUCGAUGGCCGGGAGCAUGGCAUUCCCGAAGGUGAUGUCGAGGCAGCGAAACGACAUUACCGGGAAUACAGCAAGUCGCCAGCGAUGGCGAUGUUUCUCCCGACAGGUCCAGACUCGGUCUUCUUGGCUGCGGACAAGGCGUCCAUCGAGUCUUAUCUACAUCCGAUCCAGGACAAUGCCGGACCCGUCAUUCCGGUGGGCGAUCUGGGAAGUUUCAUCCUCGCCGUCGGAAGCGCGGAUAGUGAGAGGCGGAGAAGGGGAAGUGGGAGAGAAGAGGGCGAGGAAGUGGCAGAGGAAGUGGAUGGCUUCAACGGCAUUCUAAGAGUGCUCGGAUCAGUCCUCUUCGACGACCUCUGGGCAUCCCUAUUCCGCCAUGCUUUCCGUCUAUCGGACCUGGCGAGGCUAGCGGAGAUUCAUCCUCGACAAGUUUAUGUCGGGCCAACUGUGCCCAUGGAGAGAGACGGCUGGCGGAAGUCGGGCACGUGGAGUUUGACGGUGUUGAAGUCGUUUGAGAAGUGGCAGAAACAAUGA